AUGCCGACGAAACAAUCCAAACCGCAGCACCGAGUAACUAAGCCGGCUCGGGCCGCACGACCUAAGCGUUCUCCUCCUCUACCGCAGCCCUCGACCACCGAUGAUGACCCCUCGUCUCCUGUUUACUUUUGGCGUGAGACUGAGCCUCUGACGGGGUAUCUCUCACAAUGGUAUCCAUGUGCCUUUUCAGACGACACUGAUUCAUCGACCAUCUACAAAACAGCUGAACACUAUAUGAUGUACCAAAAAGCGGUACUCUUCUCCGACCCUGCCGUGGGCGCCGAAAUCCUCGCCGCCGAGCACCCCCGUCUAGUAAAGGCCCUCGGCCGCAAGGUAGCCAACUUUGAUGGUGCCGUCUGGAACAAACACCGCGAGGCCAUCGUACACCGCGGCAACGUGCUCAAAUUCACACGGCCCGUCGAUACCAAGGACGGGAAGUGGGCCGUGCGAGUUCCUGGCACGGAUGGUGGCGAGAGUGAAGGGGUGGACAGGAGUAUCAAGGAGCUCCUACUAGGUACCGGUGACAGGGAACUGGUAGAGGCGAGCCCGAGGGAUAGAAUUUGGGGGGUCGGGUUUGGGGCAGCUAGGGCUGGGAGUAUGAGGGCGAAGUGGGGAUUGAAUUUGCUGGGGAAGGCGUUGGUAUCUGUGAGAGAGGAGUUGAAAAAGGAAGCCGAGGAGGGUGGCGAGGAGGCGGAUUAA
Molecule: messenger RNA, 699 nt
Organism: Dichotomopilus funicola
Lineage: Eukaryota; Fungi; Ascomycota; Sordariomycetes; Sordariales; Chaetomiaceae
Exons: 2
Coding region: 1-699 (232 amino acids)
Source: RefSeq, a predicted model, not a curated record